Messenger RNA from Populus nigra (black poplar), 958 nucleotides. Its product is annotated as small ribosomal subunit protein uS7c. Gene Ontology annotation, biological process: translation; ribosomal small subunit assembly. Lineage: Eukaryota; Viridiplantae; Streptophyta; Magnoliopsida; Malpighiales; Salicaceae. The record is from RefSeq and is a predicted model, not a curated record. The transcript has 2 exons. Gene Ontology annotation, molecular function: rRNA binding; structural constituent of ribosome; mRNA binding. Gene Ontology annotation, cellular component: ribosome; small ribosomal subunit. Bases 119 to 769 code for a protein of 216 amino acids.
UCCUCAUACUCUCAGACCCACACGAUAGUCAGUCAUAGCAGCAACAAACCACCGCCAUCUCUCUGGUCUCUCUCUGCGUGACUAAUUUUUAGUAUUCGCUGUUUCUUUCUUUUUUGAAAUGGCUUCAGCUGCUACUUCAUUCUGCUCUCCACCGCUCACGAGCUCCCGCGCUUCCGUUCUUCGCCAAUGCCAGCAGCUGAACCCUAAUAGACUCUCAUUUCCAAUCAACUUGAACACCGCUAAAAGAGCACCGAAUCUCACUGUUCAACAUGCGCCUCUCCCUCUCAAGGUUCUCUGCGCUCGCGGAAAACGAGGUACAACGGCAAAAAAACCUGCCACUUCUGAUCCAGUUUAUCGGAACCGGUUAGUUAACAUGUUUGUCAACCGAAUCUUGAAAAAGGGGAAAAAGUCACUGGCUUAUCAUAUCAUCUAUCAAGCAUUGAAAAAUAUUCAGCAAAAGACACAAUCAAAUCCAUUAGCUGUUUUACGUGAGGCAGUGAAUGGAGUAACUCCUGAUGUAGCGGUAAAAGCAAGACGUGUUGGUGGAUCUACCCAACAAGUUCCUAUUGAAGUAGGAACAUUCCAAGGAAAAGCACUUGCUAUCCGUUGGUUGUUAGAGGCAUCUCGAAAACGUUCAGGACGAAGUAUGGUUCUCAAAUUGAGUUCUGAAGUUAUGGAUGCUGCCAAAGGGACCGGUGAAGCCAUAAAAAAGAGGGAAACCACUCAUAAGAUGGCAGAGGCUAAUAGAGCUUUUGUGCAUUUUCGUUGAUCCAUGAACAGGAUUUAAUGUAGACAAGUGGACUAUUGGAAGGGAUAAGCGGAGGAAAGACUUAUAUUUGACCUAUGUACUUCUUGAAAUAAAUGGAUAGAAGUUCAAGAUGAAAUAUAUUGCUUUGUAAUCUGUUUCUGUGAAACAUAAUCUUUUGUAUUCCAUUUAUGUCAUGUUGUUAAUCUCUCA